AUUUGUCUGCUGCGGUCACCAGUAAUUUGAUUCCAGAAGAACCUCCAGAGCCGAGGUUCUUCAAACACACCACGGUGAGGUAUGAUGGCUGUUCUCUCCAUCCUUCUCCUGCUGGCUCUAACAGAUGUUUCCACAGGGCUCUUCUACAAGAAACACUUUUUUUACAGUACACAACUGACCUGGACUGACGCCCAGGCGUACUGCAGAAAGAAUUAUAUCGAUCUCUCAAUUCUCGACACACAACUAGAAUUCGACAGUUUCGUCACUUUGACAGCGGCUCAACAAUCUGAAAGUUGCUGGAUCGGCCUUAAUAAAGCUCCCAGUGAGGCGCAGUUCACACAGUGGUGUGAUGGUAAAGUACUGGAUUUUAAAAAAUGGAAAAGUGGGCAACCGGACCAUACUGACACGGAACACUGUGUAGCUACCAGCAAUAAUCAGUGGGAAAAUUUUAACUGUGGCAAAAAUAUGAAGUCUUUCUGCUACACUUGGGCUCCUGAGAUGAUUGUGGUGCAGAAGAUGAUGAGCUGGGACGAGGCUUUGAUCUACUGCAGAACGCACUACACCGACCUGCUGAGCCUUACCUCAGAUACAGAUUACUUUAUGGUCAAUAGCAGAAUUACGGCUAUCCAGACUCCCACUUUCUGGACCGGUCUACGCUUCCUGAAUGGAUCAUGGUUCUGGGUGAACCAGGAGUCUCAGCUGAUCCCGCCUUCCAUGCCUUUAUGCCCUGCCAAGCCUUUCCAAUGUGGAGGGAGAAAUGUUAAGACUGGUGUCUGGGAGAAUAGAAACUGUGAGGAGAAAAUGAACUUUAUUUGCUACUUUAAUAGCAACAUUUGAAUUGACUUCAGCUAGAAGCCGUUUCACUGCAAUCAAAACCUACAGAAGACAAACAUCAGUGAAGCAGCUUGUAAUAUUGUCAACUGAAUUACAUAAAAAUUAGAACUGUUGCUCCAAUGGUUAAUAUUUACUCCUUUAAUAGUUUUUUCUCAGUUGCUUUCGAGUGUUUCUCAUUUUCAAUCAUUAUAAUCCAAACCAUAGUUUAUAUCUAAAAAACAUGACAUUCUAAUGCAUAAUAAAGUAAUAAUAAUAAUAAUAACAGUCUUGCUGAAAAGAAACUUCAGUGAACAAACAGUAGAAAUAUAAACCCAACAAUAUUUCCAAUUACUUCCUUGUUUCUGCAGAUUUCAGGUUUGUUCCCAUGUGCUUUUAUAAGUAUAUAUAAAACCUUCAAGCAAUUACUUUCCUCUGUCA
Silurus meridionalis is the source of this 1251-nucleotide messenger RNA. RefSeq names its product C-type mannose receptor 2-like. The coding region runs from base 82 to 837 and encodes 251 amino acids. The transcript has 2 exons. Lineage: Eukaryota; Metazoa; Chordata; Actinopteri; Siluriformes; Siluridae. The record is from RefSeq and is a predicted model, not a curated record.